UCAUUCUUUUAGUUGUCAAUUGACAUUCAACAAACUCACAUUCAACCGGAAUUUUAUUUCUUUCUGCGAAAAAAUCACUUUUUUUUCAGCGAAAAACCAACUGUUUUUUUUUUAAAGUGUUAUUUUAGCUCAGACUCCCGACGCUAAUAUUUUGUAUAAAUAUGGAUAAAAAAGACGCUCGCUCUUGUUGUCGUCACGGUCCUGGCUAUGCAACACCAUUGGAUGCCAUGAAGAAUGGGCCGCGUGAGAAAUUGCUGUACGUAGUGGUUGUUCAACCGAAUUUAGAUCAACCGGAUGGCGAUUACCUGGCUACCGUUGAUGUUGAUCCAACGAGUAAAACUUACAGUCAAGUGAUUCAUCGUACUUAUACAAAAGUCAAAGGAAACGAACUUCAUCACUCUGGUUGGAAUACCUGUUCAAGCUGUUUUGAGCUAAAAUCUGAAGAUGUAUCAAUUCCAAAGCGUGACAAAUUAGUUUGCCCGUCGCUUAAUUCCAAUCGCAUUUACGUAUUUGAUUUGAGCAGCGAUGAGCGAAAACCAGUUUUGUAUCGCGAAAUUGACGGCUCCGUAUUGGAUGAGCAUAAUGUUAGUGCUCCGCAUACGACGCAUUGUAUGUAUGAUGGAACGGUUUUGAUUUCAACGAUGGGCGAUCGCAAUGACAAUGCAAAAGGUGAAUUCAUUCAAUUUGACAGUGAGUUCAAUUGUUUAGGCACAUGGACACGUGGAGACGUUCGACCCGAUUGUGGCUACGAUUUUUGGUAUCAGCCACACUUUGAUGUACUUGUUGCAUCCGAAUGGGGUGCACCGAAAUUAUUCAAAAGAGGUUUCAAGAUGAGCGAUAUCGAGAAUCCAAAGGAGUAUGGCAGAAGUUUGCAUUUUUAUCGUCUGUCUGAUCACAAGCUAUUUCAAACGAUUAACUUGGGUGAAGACGGCAUAACACCGUUGGAAGUGCGAUUUCUACACGAUCCACUCAAAUGCAUCGGUUUCGUUGGUUGCGCAUUAAAUAGCAAUUUGUAUUGCUUCUAUCGGCCAAAUGAGAACGAUGAAAAAUUUGUAUGCGAAAAAGUCGUUGACAUACCAAACAUGACGGUUUUGGAGAACAAUGUCGAAGUGAAACGGGGAGGAAUGAUGUCCGACAUUUUAAUUUCAUUGGAUGACAAAUGGUUGUAUUUGAACAAUUGGCUGCACGGUGAUGUGAGACAGUACGAUAUAAGCGAUCCCAAAAAGCCAAUAUUGAAAGGUCAAUUGUUUUUGGGCGGUGUUGCAAAUCUUAAAAACGUUAGCAAUGUGGACGAUGAUAAAGAUUCGGCACUGAAGCCGGUGUUUAUGAACGGACGCCGAUUGGAAGGUGCACCCCAGAUGCUUCAGCUUUCGUUAGACGGCAAACGACUUUAUGCAUCAUCAAGUUUAUACUCGCCAUGGGAUCGACAGUUCUAUCCGGAAAUGAUUGAGAAAGGUGGCCAUGUGGUGAUGAUUGAUGUAAAUAACAAAACCGGUGGACUUACAUUGAAUCCCGAUUUCUUUAUCGAUUUUGGCAGUGAACCAAAUGGUCCGGCAUUGCCACAUGAAAUUCGCUAUCCGGGCGGCGACUGUACAUCCGAUGUGUGGCUCGCUGAAACAGCAAACAAAUGAAAAAAAAAACUUUGCGAAAUUAACAAGUCGUUUUAAACAAUAUAAACUCGGUUGUAGAACAAACAUUUAGAUGGUUUUAAUGAGAUAACAACUUGUUAAAAGAUAUUUUUUUUCUUUAAUACUAUAUCUGGACAAUAAAAAUGUGUUGCACUUAUCAGUUGAAAUAAUAAAUGAA
Molecule: messenger RNA, 1806 nt
Organism: Contarinia nasturtii (swede midge)
Lineage: Eukaryota; Metazoa; Arthropoda; Insecta; Diptera; Cecidomyiidae
Product: methanethiol oxidase
Exons: 6
Coding region: 162-1631 (489 amino acids)
Molecular function (GO): selenium binding
Source: RefSeq, a predicted model, not a curated record